AUGCCGGAAGAGAAGAAUGCAGACUUGCUUCGCCCUUAUACAAAAGAAGAAAUUUUCUCGGCUCUCCAACAGAUGCACCCAUGUAAGGCACCAGGACCGGAUGCUUUGAUCCCGAAAGUGAAAUCACCUAUUGUGAUGUCAGAAUUUAGACCCAUAAGCCUUUGUAAUGUUUUAUAUAAAUUGGUGCCAAAAACCAUUGUACUUAGGCUUAAGCAUAUCCUUCCUGAUAUAGUGACGGAAAAUCAGAGUGCAUUUGUGUCAGGGAGACUUAUCACAGAUAAUGCUUUGAUUACACUUGAGUUGUUUCACACCAUGAAAAAGAGAAGUCGGAGUCGGAAAGGCUCAAUUGCUUUGAAACGUGAUAUGAGCAAGGUUUAUGAUCAGGUUGAAUGGGGUUUUCUAAGGAAGCUUCUUCUUACGAUGGGUUUUGAUGGCAGAUGGAUGAAUUUGGUGAUGAAUUGUGUUACGACGGUUUCCUACUCUUUCAUCAUUAAUGGAAGAGUGUAUGGGUCGGUGUUUCCUUCCAGGGGGAUCCGGCAAGGAGACCCUUUGUCUCCAAUUUGGAAGAAAUUACAAGGUUGGAAGGAGAAAUUAUUGUCUAGAGCCGGGAAAGAAAUUUUACUCAUAGCUGUAAAUCAAGCAAUCCCGACGUACUUGAUGGGAGUGUAUAAAUUACCAGCCUCUGUGACAAGUAGCAUUCGAUCAACCAUGGAAAAAUUUUUUUGGGGUCAAAAAGAUAUAAAGCGAAAAAUUCACUGGAAGUCGUGGGAGGUUAUGAGUACUCCGAAAUGCUUGGAUGGAAUGGGUUUUAAGGACAUUGAAAUCUUUAAUGAUGCUCUUUUAAGGAAUCAAGCAUGGAGAUUAACGCAUAUGGAGGACUCUUUGCUUAGUAGAGUAAUGAAAGCGAAAUACUACUCUAAUUGCUCUUUUCUUGAUUCGCAUCUGGGUUAUGGGGGGAGCUACUCUUGGAGGAGUAUAUGGAGCUCUAAAGCGCUAGUUAAGGAGGGUAUGAUUUGGAGGAUAGGAAAUGGCACGUUAGUGAACAUAUGGAAUGAUCCGUGGGUAGCUGAUGCGGAAGGUCGAUUCAUCACAUCAGAGGUGUCGGAAAACAUAUCUAAGGUUAGUGAUCUCGUUGAUUUUGAGAACAUGGAGGAAUGGAAUGUAAAUUUAAUUGGUUCUCUGUUCAAUAAGAGGGACCAAAAUUGUAUUUUAUCCAUCCCUUUGAGCUCAUGUGCUCCUGGCGAUGUUAUCACUUGGGCAUUCUCGAAGGAUGGUUUAUAUUCGGCUAAAACCUCAUAUAUGCUUGGGAAGGGGUGCAAUUUUGACACCUUCCAUCUUGCGCUCGCCACUGGCGAGGAAGAUGCGGUGUGUCCACGGUGUGGUGAGGAAGAUGAAUCGAGUUCACAUGUGUUGUUUGAAUGUGAGCGUGCGAAAGACCUGUGGGAUGCUAGUGGUUUAGUGGAUUUGCUGGAAGACAGAACUGGCUCGAUCUUGUUCAAUGGGAGGAAAACACCAACAGAUGUUCUUAUGGCUAGACUUGACAGGAUGAUCGAGGAAGUGGGGAAGUACAACGCUAUGGUCUAUAAUUUUCUGACUCCGCAAGCCCCCAAAAGCAAGGCUAGAUGGACUGCUCCCCUGACUGGCUUGACCAAGUUAAACGAACGCUGA
Messenger RNA from Chenopodium quinoa (quinoa), 1668 nucleotides. RefSeq lists its product as uncharacterized. Lineage: Eukaryota; Viridiplantae; Streptophyta; Magnoliopsida; Caryophyllales; Amaranthaceae. The transcript is spliced from 5 exons. The coding region runs from base 1 to 1668 and encodes 555 amino acids. The record is from RefSeq and is a predicted model, not a curated record.